GAUAUUUUGUGUUGCAGGCCGGAGUGAUGCGACCCACGCAAGAGUAAGCUAAACUAGCUUGGAGAAUGGGACUCGUUCGACGGACGAAGCUGCUUCCAAGCCGAACGAUGGCGUCCCUACUACCAUUGCUGCUGCUGGCAGUACUACCAAACGCGCGAUUGGAAUCAGCAAUCAGUCCAGUGAGUAACGUGGGCUCGGUAUCGAGCGGUUCUUCGUCGUCCUCUUCUUCUGCCUCCUCGUCGUCGAUGGUGGGCGUCGUGCCUGGCAGCGGCUCGGCUUCCGGCAGCAUGGUUGGCUCUGGUAACAGCGUGGUCGGUGGUGGAAGCAGCGGCGUUGGACACUCGUCUUUGGGCGGCGGAACUGUUAAUGGAAACGGUCGAUGCGAGGAGAUCACGAUCCCGAUGUGCCGCGGAAUCGGUUACAAUCUAACAGCCAUGCCGAACGAGCUGAAUCACGACAAUCAAGAAGAGGCUGGCCUGGAGGUGCAUCAGUUUUGGCCGUUGGUCGAGAUCAAAUGUUCGCCAGAUUUGAAGUUCUUCCUCUGUUCGAUGUACACCCCGAUAUGUCUGCCCGAGUACACCAAGCCUCUUCCGGCUUGUAGAAGCGUGUGCGAGAGAGCACGAGCGGGUUGCGCGCCGUUGAUGCAGCAGUAUGGAUUCUCGUGGCCGGAGAGGAUGGCUUGCGAGAGGUUGCCGGUAUUCGGCGACGUGGACAACUUGUGCAUGGACAAUCACACGAGCAGCACCGGAUACGGAUCCGGAACCGGAGGAGGCGCGAGUAGCGCUCCUUUGCCACCAGCGGCCCCGCCACGCCCGACCAGGCCGUCCAAGACGACCCAAUCACCUCGGUGCAAGCCAGGCAAAAAUCAAAAAAACUGCCAGCAUCCCCCGGGGGAAAGGGCGAGGGAUUGCGUGUGCCGGUGCAGGGCACCCCUCGUACCCCUGGGGGCGAUAAGCGGCAGCAGCACCGGCAACAUCGGCAACGGGGCUGGACUGGCAGGCAUGGCCGUAAGUGGAGUCAUACCGGCGCCACCGAUAAGCAUCGGCAGAAACAUCAUCCAGGACAUUGCCGGAGUACCGAAUUGCGCUCUCCCGUGCCACGGGGCGUUUCUCACCCCCGAAGAGCGAGGGUUCGCGGCCGUCUGGCUGGCCCUGUGGAGUGGCCUCUGCGCCGCAAGCACGCUCGUGACCGUCACAACGUUUCUGAUCGACACCCAGCGUUUCAAGUAUCCUGAGAGACCGAUAGUGUUCCUGUCAGCCUGCUACUUCGCCGUAUCGAUAGGUUACCUAUCGAGGAGCGUGUUCGGCCACGAGGAGAUAGCCUGCGACGGGCCGGCGUUGAAGUCGAGGGCCCAGGGCCCGGAAGCCUGCGUAGCCGUCUUCCUGAUGAUCUACUUCUUCGGCAUGGCCUCCUCGGUUUGGUGGGUGAUCCUGGCGUUCACGUGGUUCCUGGCGGCAGGGCUGAAAUGGGGCAACGAAGCCAUAGCCUCGUAUUCCCAGUACUUCCACCUGGCGGCUUGGCUGGCACCGGCGGUUCAGACGUUCUCCGCGUAUCUGGCCGGUGGAGUGGCAGGGGAUCCAGUGGCCGGAGUUUGCACGGUAGCUCCGGACGGAGUGAGAUCGUUCAUUCUGGUACCGUUGUUCGUGUACCUCCUACUGGGAACGAGCUUCCUUCUGGCAGGAUUCGUCAGCUUGUUCAGAAUCCGAUCGGUGAUAAAACGACAACCGGGAGCAAAAGCGGACAAACUGGAGAAACUGAUGAUACGCAUCGGCGUGUUCAGCGUUCUGUACACGCUGCCAGCCGGAGUAGUGUUGGGCUGUCACAUGUACGAGACGUCGUUAAGAAACGAGUGGCUCGAUUCGCUGGCUUGCCCCUGUCAGCCAAGGGCAAGACCUCUCUACUCCGUCCUGAUGCUCAAGUACUUUAUGGCUCUCGCGGUAGGCAUCACGUCCGGCGUGUGGAUCUGGAGCGGCAAAACGGUCGAUUCGUGGAAACGUCUGUGGAGGCGCUUGUUCAGCGGAGGAAGCGGCGGAGGCGGUCACGGAGGCGGUGGCGCCGGUAUGGUGGCCGGCGUGACCGGCGUCAGCGGAGGAAUCGGCAGCACCAGCAUCAAGGGCGUCGUAGGACGUGUCGGAGUGCCGUAUCCACCGGCACCGGGGCCAGGGAGCGCUCUACUUCCGCCUGGCAGCGUGGCCAGCGCGUCCCAACACCAUCUCCACCAUCACGUCCUCAAGCAACCUCCCUUGUCGCACGUAUGACGUCACCAGUCGGCGGGGGGUGAUAUGAACACCGCUGGCUGCGAGCAGCAACAACAACAGCAGUCGGUGCAACAGGAGAGGCCUUCCGCCCUUAGUAACUACGGGCCCAUUUAGCCCUUCGCCUCGGCCUCGCGCAGGCACACGCCGCACACGGCGCCGCAUACGGCGCCACACACGCCACAUUCGGCGGCUACGCUAUACUCGAGGAGAUCGUUGGCGUCGACUACGGGCCCCCUUACGCCAGCACACGGACUCGCACCCUCUUACACUCAGGCCACCGAAGUAUGAAUCGAUUUCCGAUAGCAAGUCACUCGUCGCCGGAAGGAAAAUGAAGGAAAGAAGGGUGGAAAAAAACGCGAAGGUGGCUCAUCGCGACGUGCGUCGAACAACGUCGGUGACUCGCGACGGUGCUUCUCGAUUACCCGAUAUACGUAUUAGCCCGUACGUGUCUUUUCCGCCGGUCUCGAGUCGCCAUCACUUUUUUUCUACUUCUCCAUUUUUCUACUUCUCGUUUUCAAUCCCACACGCGUUACAUGUGCAUUGGUUGAUAAUUAAAAUCGGCAAAAUCGCCGAUUCGGUGUUGUCAGUGAAGUUUGCGAUAAUUGGUGGAACAGGUGCCGAACGCGAUUUGAAUUAACCCGCGGGGACUGGACCCUCGACGCGUCCACGCCAGAGGGCGACAAUUCGAAAAUGGCGCUCGAGACCGGCAGGUGUAGUGUGAUUGUGACGUUUAGUGCGUGGGAUCGAAUGCGGUGUAACGUAUGAGUGAAACAUAGCGCGAAUGGGAAUAUCGUCUGACAGAACAUUCUUUCUUAUUCGUAUCUAUUUGUAAUCUUUCUUACUUACAUAGUGUAGCGGAGCUCGUACAGUCCGCAUAUCCGUCUAACGUGUAUCGUCUCGUCUAUUUAUCUGACUUAGCCAUAACAGAAGUAUAAGUGUAAAACACGGACUUUCUAUAGAUGUCGUUACUUAAGUCGUUACGGCGGUGGUCCGGCAUUCCAGCCCGCGUGUUUUUUGUAAUUUCAUACAAUUUUAGUCGCUAGUCGAAUUCGGUGUAAGCGAGCCGUGUAAGACAGAGAAGGAUCGACCCGAUCAUCCUCGAGCAAUGAAAGUACUCGUAAUCGCGAAUUCAGGCUCACCGCCGUCGAUCGUGUCAAAGUACGACGUACAAGUGUAUAGCGUAGAGACGUAUAAGAAAGGAAAAAGAAUGUGGAGAAACGAAGGUAACUGUAAAUAUUAUUCUUAGAUGUUAGAUAAAAUGCUGUAAAUACAAAAGAGAAAUGGGAGGGAAACGAUCAUCAAAAAAAAAAAGAAGAAAAAGAAAAAAAAAAAGAAAAAAAAAGAUUUAUCGGUCAACACGAGAUAUAUCGAAUGUACAGGCGCGAGCACAUGCGCAGCCAUUGCGACGACUGCGCGUUCCUUUUUACGCAUUACUCAUAUAUAUAGUUGUAGCCCGUGGAACUUUGAAAUCCAUUUCGAAUCUUUCGAAAGGGAUUCGAUCGUUGACACAACGUAAAGCGGGAAUAAAAAGAACUCGUGUCAAACUCUUGGUGCAAUGAACAAUGGGUAUCAAAUAACAGUGGGGUAUAUCGUAAAAAGAAGCUUCGAAGGAGCCGCUAGUCUUGCCACGGGCGAAGGAACGCGUUAAUCGUAGCGUGAAUGCGUCGAGGGAAAACAAAAAAAAAUGAUAACGCGUGCUUACGGUAUGUAUAGAUACGUUAAAACAUGAUUUCGGGUGUCGAACACGUCUUUUUCUUUUUUACCGCCGAACGAAGCCCCCCCUUAACCUUUACCAUUUUAUAUAUAUAUACACACACGCGUCGUGAACGUAGCUGACAAA
Molecule: messenger RNA, 4098 nt
Organism: Frieseomelitta varia
Lineage: Eukaryota; Metazoa; Arthropoda; Insecta; Hymenoptera; Apidae
Gene: fz2
Product: frizzled-2-like
Exons: 1
Coding region: 66-2258 (730 amino acids)
Biological process (GO): canonical Wnt signaling pathway; non-canonical Wnt signaling pathway
Cellular component (GO): plasma membrane
Molecular function (GO): Wnt-protein binding; Wnt receptor activity
Source: RefSeq, a predicted model, not a curated record